AUGGAAAAUUCAAGCUCCUGCUCUGACUCUCCUAUUUCAGAAGUAGAAUAUUCAAGUGACUCUAGCGAAACGUCAGUAACAGGAUGUUACAUGAAUGAGCCUGAAUACUCCAAAGCAGAACUUGAAAAAGUGACUUAUAAAUCUAGUGAUAGCGAAGAAGAAGACGAAUUGAAUUCAAGCAGACUUGAAAAUUUGCAUUGGUGUACUUGUACAUGUUGCGUUAUUUAUAAUUGCUUCACUCUUGUGGAAUGCAAGUGUUGCCAAGAAUUUUUCAAUUUAUUGAACGACAAGUUGAAUGAUAACAAGUGCAUCACGAUGCACAAGGAUUUUGAAAUUUUAUGUUUGAACCGCACAGUGUUAGAGACAGCCAGCAUACAACAUCGACGAUAUCAGAAAAAAUAUAAAGAACUCUCCACAUAUACUAAUAAGGAAAUGAGGUACACCAGUUACCGACAGUACACGGCCUGGGUACAUUAUUAUGAAAGGCUUGGAAAAGGAUGUCGCGUGGUGAUUCCAGCUUGUGUUGUGCGGAAAAUAAGGGAAGAAUUUCCUGAUUCAGAUGGAAAUUAUACUGGAUUCAAAGAAUUUGUUAACAUAUAA
Molecule: messenger RNA, 600 nt
Organism: Hydractinia symbiolongicarpus
Lineage: Eukaryota; Metazoa; Cnidaria; Hydrozoa; Anthoathecata; Hydractiniidae
Product: P2X purinoceptor 7-like
Exons: 2
Coding region: 1-600 (199 amino acids)
Source: RefSeq, a predicted model, not a curated record